This is a messenger RNA of Colletotrichum orchidophilum, 1287 nucleotides long. RefSeq lists its product as uncharacterized. The transcript is spliced from 2 exons. The coding region runs from base 1 to 1287 and encodes 428 amino acids. The record is from RefSeq and is a predicted model, not a curated record. NCBI's taxonomy places the organism in Eukaryota, Fungi, Ascomycota, Sordariomycetes, Glomerellales, Glomerellaceae.
AUGGACAACGUCAACAGAAACUUUGAUAUCUUGUCGAUCUAUCGCCGAGGCCGAUACAUUCCCCAGCGUAUGAUCUCCGGAGUCGACCCUCGUACGCAGCCAAUCCCCGCGUUCCUUCGACUCAACCCACUUCGACGGGCCGACCUGUCCUCGGGCAGCUUUGUAGACACCCUCCCCUCUCUCAAGUCUACUAACCUCGACAAAUUCUUACGUCCUGAUAGCCAAACUUGCAGGACAUGCCCGCAAUGCGCUGAGACUCUCUUAGGUCCGGAACCUAUCGGUGCCAACGGUAGACCCGUCCCUACCGUGUGCGAGAACUGCAGACAAAGCAACAUCAGGGAGCAGGUCCUCCGCAACAUCGCCGCCGAGGCACUUCUUCUGCUCCACAGCGGCGCCGUCCCGGUCCACGACAGUGCAAAUAGGACCCCCUACAGCCCUCCAAAGGAAGAGGAAAGCCGCACUCUCUCCUGGGAAUAUGAAGAGUUCCAGCCCCACAGACCAUCCCUCUGCGUCCGCUGCAAGAGGCCGGGGGUGCCGUGUGCGCCCGGAAGAAGACGUUGCGCAGAGUGCAUCUCCAUUCUCAUCGCCUUUGGCCCGGACGAAAACCCCCAAGAAGGAGGUGAUGGACAAACUCACCAGCACCAUAGCACCACCCCUCAGCCAUCAUCACGACUCACGCGACAGUCGCGCAUCCACAACGGGGCGCCACAGCUUUGUGACGUCUGCCGCAGCAAGCACGUUCCCGCGGGCACGAAGCGCUGCGAGGACUGCAUCGCCCCAGAUACCCCGGCGACGCCGCUGACCGCCUACUUCACUUCGCAGGGCUGCAUCCUCUGCGAACACAACUACGUCGUGGCCGGAAAGUCCUACUGCAGGAAGUGCCUGUACGAGGGGACCACCGGUGCCGCGCCCCUGCAGGCCCUCCACAGCCUCCCGGCGGCCGAGAUCAUGCAGUGCUCGGGUUGCGGCCACCAGGUCCAUAGGACUCCCGAGGGUUGCUGUCGCGACUGUCGGGAGAGCGGGCCGAGCGGCAGCGGUAGGCGUCCCCAGAACCCGGCACUGGACGACGACGAGGACGACGAGCUUUUGGAUCGGGGGUCCUCGAUGGACACCUUGAUCAAGACAAAGUGCGGGUGCGGCAAGAACUUUGCACCGCAGAGCAGGAUUCUGUGCGUAGAUUGUCUGGCUGCUCGCAGGAUGGUAGGUAGCAGGGGGUGGCCUGCGUGGAAGAAGAAGCAUUGGCCGGUGCAUCGAAGGCGCUGGAAUAAGAAGACGGGAGGCGCCUGA